Molecule: messenger RNA, 2354 nt
Organism: Colletes gigas
Lineage: Eukaryota; Metazoa; Arthropoda; Insecta; Hymenoptera; Colletidae
Product: scavenger receptor class B member 1-like
Exons: 5
Coding region: 776-2347 (523 amino acids)
Cellular component (GO): membrane; cytoplasm
Molecular function (GO): scavenger receptor activity
Source: RefSeq, a predicted model, not a curated record
GUGAUACGUCCUGUUUGAGAAGCCUGUUACGAUAACCGAUCGAACGUUAACUAUGUUGGCUAUGGUGAAAACACACAGCACGGUAGGUAGGUAGGUAGGUAGGUAGGUAGGUAGGUAGGUAGGUAGAUAGAUGCGUCGACUGUAAUGUCCAAGUUUAAAGGAAUUGUCAAGUUGAAAGAACUACUUUUGGUCACCGUUUCGCUGGAAGCACAGUUAUCUACUAUAAAGAAAUGGUUGUUUGGUAAAAAAUGAGCAAUAAACGUCUGAACGGCGCGGCGCGGCGCGGCGCGGCGCGGCGCGGUGGGCGGCAAGACGAUACUGUCGGUCUCGUCGUUGGCAUUUUUCCGUCCCGGAACGAUAAAAUGAGCGAUCGAAUCGCGUACGCGCGAGGUACAUAUGUGGAAUCGUGUGUUUUCGUACGAUCUGCGAAUCCCGAAGGGCACGGGAACGGCCACGGUAUUAUAGAAAAAGGGGAAGAAGUGAGCGGCUGUAAUGUCGGGGGGAGAAAGAGGAAAUAAAAGAGGAGGUCGCGACGAACAAGAGGAUUGCCAGAGUGUCCUAAGUUUGGUGGCGAACGAGGGUCAUCGCCGCGGCGGCGAGGUUAUCGACGAAUCGAGAAAAGGUGGGGAGAUUUUUGUGCGUCGUGGACGUAUUCGAUGGAGAUUGAGUAGUAGGCCGAGGAAAAGGCAAAGGAACGCGAUCGGAGGUGGUGGUAUUUGGUGAAAAUAAUAGUAAGCGAUAGGCGCGCACGUCUCGUAUCGAGUCCCCGUGUAAGAUGGAGAAGAAGAGGUUGGCGCGUGCGAUUCGGAUCGGUUUGGACGGAGCGAAGAAGAGGCGGGUUCGUUGGUCGUACGGGCUGGCCGCGAUAACGAGCAUCGUGGUGUUCGUGGUGUUUUGGUUCACGAACGUGUUCCGUGACGCGAUUCUCUCAAAUUUGGAGCUACGAAACGGUACCCCGGCAUUUUUGCUGUGGCAACGACCGCCCGUCGGACUCGCGUUCCACGUCUACGUGUUCAAUUACACAAACUUGCCAGAGUUUGAGAGCGGUAACGCGAGCAAGCUUCGAGUGCAAGAAGUCGGUCCGUUCGUCUAUCGGGAGACUCUGAACCGUUUAAACGUGGUGUUGGAGGAUAACGGUACGGUGACGUAUCAAGAGAAAAGAAGUUAUCGAUGGAUGUCCGGCAAGUCGGAAAACGAAACGGUGAUCGUGCCGAACGUGCUGUUGAUGUCGACGCUCGCUUUCUCGCGAAAUCUACCGUACGCGGUGCAGCUCGCGUUGACGAUGUUCUUGUCGGGUUUGCGGUCGAAAACGUUCCUCGAGCUACCGGUAGGCGAGUACCUCUGGGGUUACGAGGACAAGCUGUUUCAGGUGGCCAAGCCGUUUGCCUCGCUCAAGCAUCAUUUGCCCUUUGACGAAUUCGGCAUUCUCGCAUUCAGAAACGGCGUCAACGAGGACCGUAUCACGAUGAACACGGGCGUCCAGGAUCUUGGAAACAUUGGGAUCGUCGAGCGCGUAAACGGAGAGAAGGAUCGUAAAAUCUGGGGGGACGUGAGAUGCGACAGAGUGUACGGAACCGACGGCAGCAUGUUUCCACCCCGGUGGAUCGAGCCUCCGUACGCGGAUAUCUACGUUUACGCGAAAGACAUGUGCAGGCAGAUUCCUUUCAGUUACGAGCGCCGCGAAUUUUCCAACGGCAUUCCCACAUUGAGGUACAAAAUAUCGAGCAACGUUUUUACGUCGCCUCGCAACAAAGACUCGUGUUUUUGCCCGAAGGAAUCGUACGAUUCGAUCACCGGAAGAUGUCCCCCGCUCGGGACGUUCAACAUUUCCACUUGUAAAUCCGGUGCUCCGUUUAUCGUCUCGUUCCCGCACUUUUGUUCGGGCGACGAGUCCCUGUUCCAGGCUGUCGAGGGACUCACGCCUCGACCGGAACACCGCGACAGCUUCAUCGAUCUCCAUCCGAGAUUGGCCGUUACGGUCGCCACCAGAAUCAAGUUUCAGUUGAAUCUCGAAGUACGGAAAGCGACCGGCGUGCCGUUUGCCGGUAAUCUGCAAGACGGCUCGAUUCUUCCUUUGAUCUGGAUAGAUUCCGGAAUAGAGGAGCUACCCGAAUCUGUGCAGGAUAUUCUCUAUCGCGGCCAUUACCUCGUAAACGCCGUCGAAGCUGGAUUUCAGUGGUGCAGCUUGGUCGGCGUGAUUCUCUCUUGCGGAGCGUUCGUUGCCGCGUUCAAGAGAGAGGAAGAAACCGAGGGUAAAGCGGAAUCGUCGCAGCAUCAGCAGAACCAGCCAAUCGGCCAAAUCGAAUUCGUUCGAACGCGACAUUUUUCCGACACGCUUCCUCGUUAACGAGCCU